AUGCGAGCUGUGACUAUGACUUUGUGGAAUGAAUUUGUUGCAACUGCUGGGGAACAGAUCAGGGAGAAACUAAACUCUUUCCCGGUGGUUGUUUGCAACCGCGUGCGUGCCACAUUCUUCAAUGGGAUUGAAGUCUCGACAGGGAAUGAGUCUCUGAUUCUUGUCAACCCUAAGAUUGAAGAAGCAGAUCAAAUGAAACAGUGGGUGGAGAAUAACUUCAGAAAGAUUCAGGCAUAUGUCGAUGCCUUGGAGUUUAAUCAAAAUUACAUUACGAUGGAUGCUGCGCCAAUUGAAAACUAUACUUCUAUUGUUGCCAUUAAUAAUGGCGAUAAGAAGUUCUGGUACAUGGGCUGUCAGAAUUGUAACCAAGCAACUGCAUCUGAACUUGGACUGGUAUAUCCCUGUAAUGGUUGUGACCUUCAACAAAAGGCAUUGCCUAGGUGUCGCCUGGAAGCGGAUGUAACUGAUCACUCUGAUACUCUUAGGGGUGUGUUAUUGGGUGAAGAUGCUGAAAAGAUCCUUGUGCAUUCACCAACAACAUUCAUGAAAGCUGAUCAUGAGGAUCAUCGCAUGGUUAGUGACCAUAUGAUGCAUGUAGCAUGCCGUGUUAACAAUGGGUUAUCCCCUUGCAUGCGUGCCGAUCGCUGCAGAUACAGGUACCCUAGAGCCACUGAACGUGUUGACUUCUUCGCUCCCGGGGAAACAGCUCCCAGAACUGAGGCAAACUUUUCUGAAUGUUGUCCUGCUGGCCAGUCUUCCGGAGUUCCUGAUGACCAGAAUGGUGUUCAGCCAAAUGGUGCUAAAGUUCCUGAUGACCAGAAUGGUGUUCAGCCAAAUGGUGCUGAAGUUCCUGAUGACUAG
Messenger RNA from Oldenlandia corymbosa var. corymbosa, 861 nucleotides. The record is from the annotation of a GenBank genome assembly. NCBI's taxonomy places the organism in Eukaryota, Viridiplantae, Streptophyta, Magnoliopsida, Gentianales, Rubiaceae.